Molecule: messenger RNA, 4184 nt
Organism: Lingula anatina
Lineage: Eukaryota; Metazoa; Brachiopoda; Lingulata; Lingulida; Lingulidae
Product: matrilin-1
Source: RefSeq, a predicted model, not a curated record
AGCGGCCCUCUCCACAAUAAAUCAAUCGGUUCCAUCAGUAAACCCUGCGCCCACUAAAAAUAACCUCGCUUACUAGCCUAUAAAAAGGCCAUCAGCUGAGAGGGAGCUUCAUUCAUACUCACUCACGAGGUCCUCGAAGAACGAAGACGCAGUACUACUAGUACUACAUACUUUAACGCGGUUGACUAGGUAGAGCUCCUCAACUUUAUACACUAAAAGCAGAUAAAGAAAAGCGAACGCCAAGGAAAACUUCUUUAGGAUCGUUUUUAAAGUCAGUCGAGGAACUUCAGCAUUGACUUGAAAGGCAUAAGUAGAUACUGAUUUAACUGAAGUGGAUUUUUUUGCCGUCCUGGUCGUUUUUACACGAACGAAAAUCAAGAUGUACAAAAUAGCCGAGGCCGUGGUCGUGGCACUUCUCUGUUGUUCAAUGGUGAGCGGUUAUUUCAGUGAUUACGAAUUUGAGACCAAGCCCCAGCCGACCGGCCCGCCUAAAAUUUGCGGCCUUCCCUCCGAUCUAGUCUUCGUCAUCGACGCCAGCUCCAGCAUAUGGCCGCCUCACUUCCGGAAACAGCUAGAGUUCAUCAACAGCGUGGUCAACGAAUUCAACGUGGACGGGCACGGGACGGGGACAAGGGUCGGCGCCAUCACGUUCAGUGACUCCUACGCCGUGGACAUCCAGUUUAACCUCAACGAUUACUUCAAGCGGGAGCAGCUGUCCAAUGCCAUUAAGAAGAUUUACCAGCGUGCUGGACAGACGUACACCAAUAUCGCUUUGAAGAAGAUGCGCGAAAGCAUGAUGACGAUGCGGGAGGGCGCUAGAUGGGACGAUGAUGAAGUCCCCAAAAUCGCCAUCGUGAUGACAGACGGGAAGUCUACACUCAAAGAAGAGACGAUCAAACAGGCCAAGCUGGCCAAAGAGGCGGGGAUCAGAAUCAUGGUCAUCGGCAUAGGCGAUCGGCGUAAGAACGGUUUGAACAUCGACAUCAACGAGCUGAAUGCCAUAGCAAGCGAGCCCACGGAGAAGAACGUGUUCCACGUGAAAGGCGGCUAUGACGCCUUGAACAACAUCAAGAGGGAGUUGGCCAUCAAAGCGUGUGAAGUCAAGGCUAAGAUUCCACCAUGGCAUGACUGCGGCAAGAAGAUGCAAUCCGAUGUUGCCUUCGUUCUGGGAGAGGCCACGACGAGAAACCCCGACAAAUUGCGCUUCUACAGUCAGCUCGUCAAGAACAUCACCAAGAAGUUUGAAGUCGGACCGGAUGCCAUCCAGGUCGCCAUGGUCCCAGAGGAGUGCAAGGCACCCGGAUUCUCUUUCAACCAGUACCAGGAUAUGUGGUCCCUUCAUAAACAUUUGGACAACGUAGAGAGCAAAGAAUUGUACACCACCCAGUCAAGAAUCCACCACCUCGUCAAGAGCACUUUCCACCAUAAAAACGGCGCCCGUAAGAAUGUACGGAAAUUGGCGGUGCUCGUUUUGGACAAGGACCCAGAAAAGUUGAAAUCGGCCUACGCCGCAGCCAGAGCUGCGAAGAAGCACGGUAUUAAAAUUAUGACACUGGCAGUCUCCGAUGAAGUAAGCGACAAGACGUUGUUCAGCCUCGCCUCCAAGCCUCAGUAUGGGUUAAGGUUCAACCAAUCAGCAGCUUUGAACAAAAAUCUACGAAAGCUUUUAUACAGAGUAAUCUGCAAAGAUAAAGAAGAGGAAGACGAAGAUGAACGCGGCGGCUACGUGGACGAGUCAUGAACGUUAUCUCUCCUCACAGAAAUCGAAAUUCCCCGUUACCCACCACGUGAUACUUGACUUUUCAAGGUGGCAGAGCAUCAGUGUGACACAUUCAUGUCUUCUUGGUCGAAGACUUUUCGGAAUUUCAAGAAAUUCCUAAUCGUUUCCGCAAACAGUUAAAAAAUAAGUCGUUAUAAACUUUUGGGACAGUUGCGCGGAAACAUACACCCCACAUUGUAUUAUCCAGAGACUUAAACAGCAUUAAACCGUGAAUCGGACACACGACUUCGCAUCUAUAAACGGCUGGAAGCAGAGCGUCAGUGAUGCGAUUAGAUAGGACGUCAUCAAAUCAGACAAAGUGACAAAAGACUUCUGAAGAACAAAAUUCGUCCACCAGAGAACUUUGUUCAAUCUUUACAUCUCUGCCUUUGCCGCUUACCUGUACUCGUUUUAAUCAUCAUCUGUUCAUUUAUUCAUUAAUCGUGUGCAUAUCCUCCUGUAACUUCUCAUUCACAUACUUUCACGAUAAAGCUGCGUUGUUCGCGCAGAUGUUAGUAAUAAGACUCGUGUUUGUAUUUACGCUAUACUGUAUUUGGCAGCCUUUGAGGAAACUGUUUAAAGUUUGUGGAGUUGAAAAACGUUUUUGAUGUAAAAAUGUGAUCGUAUCCAAUUAGGUAUUGACUGUAGUUUACACAACUUGAGCUAAAAGCAACGGUAGCGAGGCACACCUGGAAAAGCAAUAAACGCUGCCGACACAACAUGAUGUAGCGUGAAGGGGGUGACAAAAUGGCAUCGAAGUGACAACUGUAAGGGUUUUUAUUUGACGCGUGACCGCCAAAAAGGUGUGUUCCGAGAAAGUGUGAAAUUUUGGGCACUUUGCAAGUGGGCUUAAAACAAAAUAUGUUGAUUUUAAAAAUCAUGCCGGACAUGACCGCGUUUGUCUUGUGGUCUAUCUUGAAUUUUGACUUCUGACAACUGCAAAAAACGAAAAGUGCCUAUCGUAAAUUACAUCAGCUGCGGAUCUUUGGACCCCCUUCGGCGACAAAUGUUUUGCAAAAUGCUCAGGGAAAUGGAUUUAUAUUUUCGCUAUACAAAAUGAAUGAAAUCACGUGCAAUCGAAAGGUCAAAGUAAGCACCAUAAUUCAGCAACAAAGGCUGUUUCAGGAAGGCAGUUCAGAACAUUGUUCGGUUCGAAGCACUGCCAUUUCGUACAUUUCAUAAAUACGCGUGCCUGUUCUCGUGUAGUAAUGGGAGGCGAACGAACGUCUUCAAGAAAUAUAUUGACUGUACAUGUAUUUGUCAUCGGACUACUUUUGGUUGAUAGGCCUUGUAUUGUGUUUCAUUUGACAUAUAUAUGACUAUACAUAAUGCUCUGUGCCUUUGUUUUCAUGUCAUUGACAUUGCUAGAAAUGUUACAGAAACCCAGGACCAAGUAGCCUAAUUAAGAAUUAGUGAGACGGAGCAUAUAUAGCACAGCAAUAGAGAGCUUCGAUCUAAAUAAUGAGUAAAGGUUUAUCAGUAAAGUCUAUUUAGGUAUUUUUUGGUAUUUAUAUUGUUAUAAUACUGUAUAUAUGUGAAUAGUGUAAUUUAUUAUAGUGUAAUUUCUGGUUUAUUUAGCGAAGAUUCAUGCACAACGUACUGUAGCAUGAUCAUAAAUGUGCACUUUGAUGGGUAAUCAAUUUUUAUUUUUAUCUUUUUAUUUUUUCAACAAUGUAUAAAAUCUGAAAAAGUAUGCCAUUGUGAAUCGGACUUGAGCAUUUCAACAGGAUGGAACUACUUUUCACAUGUGAUUUUGACUCGAGUCCUGGUAAACAUCAUUCUUUUAACACUUGGAGGUUCUGAUUGUCGAAAGCCAAAGUUGCUAUACUAAAAUGGGACAUUUUGCCAAAUACCCUGGUUUUGAAUAUGUCGUUUUUUAAGACAACCGGAUGUUGGAUUUUCCGGAUUGUUUUGACGAAUACCAUGCACCAAAAGAUUGGCGAGGACGAUAUCAAAAGAGCUGCACGUGGACCUGUGCUCUUAAAAGCCAUAACUGUUUACGCACACCCCACCAUUGCUACUUUUUGACGACUAACUGGUGCCUUCUGUGCCUCCCCCUACGCUAUACUUGGCAGGGGCCAAUACUCUUAGUCGCGGGGCCAAUAUAGCCAUCGAUAUUGAGAAUCCAACGCUUUGGCACAAAGUGUUGUCUUAACGAUCUGACUGUGGGAUAAAUGAAGAACUGGCUUCAUCGGUUAAUACUGAUGAAUAUUAUGUAAAUAUCGUCCUAAAAAAAAAGAAUGUUUCUGAUAAAAGCAGUUGACUGCCAGAUGAUCUUUGACUGGAAAAUACGUUUGCAAGUGUUUUAUUCGUUUAACGUGGUGAGCACACGUUAUUUGUUUGUGAUAUUUUCACUGAUGGUAUUUAUAUUGAAAUGUACAAUAUAAGAGAAUAUUUUUUGGAAAUACACACCGUACUGAAAGAA